AUGGCAGACUCGACGACAAGUCAACGCGCAGAAGAGCUGGUGACGCAGGCCAAAACAUGUAUUGAACAACGCCAACUCCAGAAAGCAACACAAUUAGCCAAGGAAGCAGCUUCACUGGCACCUACCAAUCAAAACGUCCAGGCCUUGAUUCAAUACCUAUCAAAGGAAGAUUCCGCUGGAAGCCAGAUUCUCCCGCUCAUCAAAAGCUAUGUGGAACAUGGAAACGAAAGCGACGGCCGCGAAGCUGUAAGGCUAUUGAAGCAGCAGGCUGCUGUGCCUAGCGAUCACGUUACCGAUAUCGCUCACCUACUAUUCGACCAUGAUGGCAAGCCAACAGAAGUUAGGGACGAAUUGACUGGAGCCUUCGUGAUCAAUUCCGCCGCAGCACGUAAACAACUUGCCAACAGGAUUCAAGUCGGCACAGAAGCGACCCGUUACUUCCGUCUACUCUGGAGACGUGGUCAAUACAGUUUCAACAGCAUCCUUCCGGUUCUCUUGGACGCGGAUGCCUGGCCUACUUCAGAAAUCCAGACUCAGGCCAAGCGAGAUGCCUUCUUACUCGCUCUGGGCAAACUCCUGGACCCAGCAUUAGAGCAUGGAGAGUGGAGCAUGACCCUGAUCGCCAGAUUGCUCACUAGUAAUGCGCAUGAUAUGGCAGGUCUCAUUGAUCGCGACGCUUUCGAAAUUGUACUAGCACAACUUGACAUCCGCCUCAACACCAAGAUUAGAGCACAGGCAACUUUGGCUGUUGCAAAACUUCUUGAAGAAACACGCGAGGAGGGUGAAACAAUAUUCACCGAAUACGUCACUAAAUCUGUCUCGAAAGGUCACAACGAUGAACUGAUUGUGGCUUUCUCCGCAGCAGCUUCGGUGUUCCCUCUCGUGCCGCAGACCGUGGCCAAACUGUUUCUGACACCUGGAUUCCUCGAAGGGCUGGUACCUGUUCUUGAAAGAAAUACAAUGGGACAGAGAACGUCACAUCGUCUCGAACAGGCAGCUAUGGAGUUGAUGAGUGCGGCAUGUGUAGACAAGGCAUGCAGGGAGAGCAUUGCCAAGAUCGCAUAUAACUGGCUCGACGAUGUAGCACAUACAAGUACAGAAGCAGAGGCUGCCAGCAUGGCUGCACUGGUAUUGGCAAAGAUACCGCCAAAACCAGACUCAGAACAGUCUUCAGUGACACAUGCAGACGACCUCUCGUCUCUGCUCGUGAAACUUACAAUGAAUGCUAGCAGCCCGGCAGAACAUCAGAGCUCAAUCGAAGGGUUGGCAUAUACAUCGCUCCAACCCAAAAUCAAAGCCGAGAUUGUGUCUAACACUGCCUUGCUCAAGAAGCUGAUUGAACGUCUUAAGUCCACGACUACAGCUGAUCCAUGUACCUUUGGAAUCUUGACCAUUUUCUCGAAUCUGGUUUCCUACCGCCCAGCCCAGAGCGAAGAGCAGCAGAAGAUAUCACAACUGAGAAACUACGCAGAGGCCAAGAAGCCCGAGGAGAAGGAUCCAUUGGACGACGAUGAGCAAGUAUCAGCAAGAUGCAAGACAGUGUUGGACGCCGACCUCGUACCAGUCCUUGUGGCAGCGGCUAGAAGCCACUACACUGUGACGAUACUGGGCAUUGCAGCCAAGAUACUGCAUUCACUCGCCCGCGAGCAAAAGUAUCGUGGCAAACUUGCACAACAAGGAGCUGUAAAGCUGCUCCUACAAACUAUUGAUCGACUCCAGACACCGACCGGUCCUGCCUCGUCAUCCGAUUCGGCAGAAGCAGCCAUCCAUAUCGCUGCACACGCACUCGCCCGCAUUCUGAUAUCUGUUAACCCUCAGCAUGUCUUUAGUCGCGCUAUGCCCGCCAUCUCCGCUCUACGUCCUUUGGUUCUUCUUCUCACCCCCGACACCACAUCUGACACUCGCGACUUACUUCCAGUCUUUGAAUCUCUGCUCGCUCUGACCAAUCUUGCCUCGUUGGAAGACGAUGCAGUCAAAGACGCUCUCCUUCGUCAAGCCUGGCAACCCACCGAAGACCUCUUACUAUCAACCAACAAACUGGUCCAACGCGCAGCCGUAGAACUCGUCUGCAACCUUAUGGCCUCACCCGCUGGUGUCGCAAAAUAUGCCGAUGGCAGUGCUGCUGCAAAACAUCGCCUACACGUGCUUCUGGCUUUGGCAGACGCAGAAGACCUAGCUACGAGACGCGCUGCUGGCGGCGCGCUCGCUAUGCUAACCGAAUGGGAUGCUGCUGCAAAAGCAGUACUUGAACACGAGCGUGGUGUUGGUAUCCUGCUGGACAUGUGUGGCGACGACAGUGAUGAGAUCAAGCAUCGAGGCUUGGUUUGUAUCCUCAACACUAUUUCUGCACCUGGAGAAAUCGGCACGCUCGGAAUGAGUAAGGUGAAGGAGCAGAACGGACUUGAGGAGAUCAAAAGCGCAUUGCGCGAGUGCAGAGAUACGAAUGUCAUGUCCAUCGGUGUUGAGGUCCUCAAAGCAAUCAUGGCCGAGGACAAGAACAGGGGUAAAGCCAUCACGCAAGAACAAGGGUCAGUUGCUGAGAAAAAGGGGCAGUCUAUUUGUGGCAGCUGCGAUUGA
Messenger RNA from Aureobasidium subglaciale EXF-2481, 2577 nucleotides. RefSeq lists its product as uncharacterized. Lineage: Eukaryota; Fungi; Ascomycota; Dothideomycetes; Dothideales; Saccotheciaceae. The transcript is spliced from 3 exons. The coding region runs from base 1 to 2577 and encodes 858 amino acids. The record is from RefSeq and is a predicted model, not a curated record.